AAGAAGAGUUACAAAGAAAAUAAUAUUGACAAAACAGAAUACGCAACAUAGAGGAAGGAAAACAAACAAAAUAGUUUGUUGUGUUUUUUGAGGCGGUGCAACAAUGUCUAAAUCUUGUUGAAAUGAUAAUUGUUGGAAUCAAGCAUAUUUCGCUGUAUAUUUUCAUUGUAUUUAUAUACUCUAUAAUUUUGUUCUGUUAUGGCUUCUUUCCGUUAUCGUUCUCUCCUGCUACAAAAUCAGAUAUUUCCAAUCUACCCGGAUCGAUAGAUAAUGUCAAGCUCAACCCCGAGCAGUACAAAUCACGCCACUCCAAAAUAGUAUCUAUGAUCAUCGACGCGUUGCGAACCGAUUUUACCACAGAAGACGGAAACAUGAAGUUCCUUAACGAACUGAUUACCAAUGGAACUGCCUGCAAAUAUAAGCUACAAGUGCAUCCUCCGACAGUCACCAUGCCUAGGAUAAAAGCGAUGACGUCCGGAGCCAUCCCAAGUUUUCUCGAUGUUGUCUUGAACCUGGGAAGUCCCGAGAUGACACUGGAUACUUUCCUGUAUCAAAUGGUUCGCCAACGGCAAAAUAUAGUGUUUUACGGGGACAACACAUGGACGAAAAUGUUCCCAGCGAUGUUUCUUAGAAAAGGCGAGAAUGUGGAUUCGCUGUAUGUGAAUGAUUUCUAUGAGGGUGAUCGUAAUGUGACAGACAAGAUGCGCAGUGAACUUAACAAUUAUGACUGGAAGCUGAUGAUUCUCCACUUUCUAGGAUUAGAUCACAUUGGACAUGUUGAAGGUCCCUUUAGUGAUAAAGUGCCAACAAAGUUACACGAAAUGGAUAACGUGAUAAGUGAAAUAUACCAGGCGAUGAAGAUAUGGGACAAUAAAUUUCACACUAAAUCCCUACUGAUUAUUACGGGAGACCAUGGGAUGCGCGACUCCGGUGGCCAUGGUGGGUCAACUUUUCCAGAAACUCACGUUCCACUCGUAGUGGUUGGGAAUAAUUGCUCUAAAUGCGAUGAAACUUAUUUGCAAAUCGAUUUGGCGCCGACUUUUGCAACGAUGUUGGGAGUGCCCAUUCCAUAUUCAUCCAUCGGCUCGCUAAUACAGCCACUCCUUAGCGGUGCUAAGCCAAUGGAGAAACUAUACGCCGUUCACUACAACACCAAAAGACUGAUAGAUAAAGUAUUGCCAUUUUAUGAUAACAACAUCAAGCAGCAAGAUUUUUUCAUCCUUUAUCAGGAUGCCAAACUAUUGCACGCAAUAUUUCUGGAGGAUUCGGAUGAUGAGACAAUCGCAAAGAAGGCCAUUGACAAAUAUGUGGCCGCAAGUCAGAAGCUGACGAAGAUUCUGAUAAAGAAUUACAUUCGAUACGAUAUGUUCAGUAUUAUGGUUGGAAUAAUUCUCGGUAUCUCGACCACGACUGUAUCGGUACUACUCUUGUUACUUCCACAAGAUGUGGAGAUGAUCCAGUUAGGAGUGAAGUCUCUCACCUGGGUGCCCAUGUUGAUUGUAGUGAUCGCAUGCAAACAUUUCCUUGCAUCACAUUCCACCAUUGAUUCUAGUCUUUUGAAGAAUAGCUAUAUAAGCCAUAUUUGUGCCAUGGCAGCAACUUGCUGCCUUUACGUCAAUUGGAGCAUUUUCCGCAGUUCUCUAGCAUUGAUAUCGAGAAGGACAUUUCCCGAGUUCAAAUUACGCUCGCUCGGGCUGUUGCUGUUGAUUGGAUCCAUUUUCCAUGUGCUAUCCUUAUCCAGUAGUUCGUUCAUCGAGGAAGAGCAUCAAACGUGGUACUACAUCACGAAUUCGCUCUUCCUCAUGUUAGCGAUGUUGGAGUUAAGAAUAAUGAAUCGGACCAUUGUCCAAAUAAGCAGCUCACAAAUGCACGAGAACCUGCUGGUGCACUGUCGGCGCGAAAGGCAAGAGUUUUGCAUCGGCGCCGUUUGUUUCCUUGCAGCUCACAUUGCUCUUAGACGCUGGAACCAAACAGGCGAUAAGUGGCAACAUAUCCCCGACGUGGGUGACUGGCUAGGGAGAACAGAGAACAAGUUUUGGUUAAGCCUAGUGUUGUUUUUCGGUCUGUGUUUCGUGUUGAUUGCCUUAGGUCACAUUUCGGGAUUUCUAACGACGAUACUGAGCAUGACAGCGUGUUUAUUGAUCUACUAUUACAGAUUGAUGACAGGAGUCGUCAGCUUAUUCGGGGUGGUUCCAUCGAGAACCACAGGGUGUCUCACCAUAUUCUGGAUCAAUCUAUGGGAAAUCUUCUUCAUCGGCUUCCUGCCAAAAAUCUAUCGAGCAUUGAUGGGCAAACCAGCGUUGAAAACUAGUCAAAUGUUAAUUAGCGUGAUAUCCGUAACUGUGCUUCUGUCGUCUCUAAUACACAAACCUCAUAAUGUUAUUCUGACGGCGGCUUUGCUUUCUUCGAGUCAAUAUAUAGUGAAACGGAUUGAUCACAUCGCGGACAGUAAGAGCGAGAACUUGAUUCUUAAAAUCGUCUUCCACAUUUGGCUCGGAAAGAUGUUUUAUUUCUACCAGGGCAAUUCAAACAAUUUGGCAACCGUUGAUCUCAACGCUGGAUACGUCGGACUGGACAGUUUUGAUUUCGUACGAGUUGGAAUGCUCCUGACAUUAAAUACAUUCAACGGUCAGAUACUAAGUUAUCUUAUGUUGAUAUACCAUCUCACGAAAGGAUGCCAAAAUGAACCAAAGAGUAAAGGUUCCAAGCUUGAGCAUAACCAAACACACAUUUUACAAUCGUUACUUAAAUGGCUCAAUGUACAAGUGAUUGUACCCUUAAUUUUUUACAUAGUCAUCGCAACCCUCAUGCGUAAUCACAUUUUCGUUUGGACUGUGUUUUCACCAAAAAUCAUCUACGACUGCUUCUUCUUAAGCUUAACAAUGCUCCAAAUGUUGGCUGCAUAUUUCAUGUUUAAUGAGAAUUGAAAUAGACAAUAAAGAAUGAAUAGUACGUUUGAAUCACACUUUCACAUUUUCCUCCAUAUUUUUCUCAUUCUCAUUUUCAAUUUCUUGUAUCGACAGCAGAGGCGCCAUACAUCGGACGA
Molecule: messenger RNA, 3046 nt
Organism: Toxorhynchites rutilus septentrionalis
Lineage: Eukaryota; Metazoa; Arthropoda; Insecta; Diptera; Culicidae
Gene: PIG-G
Product: GPI ethanolamine phosphate transferase 2
Exons: 9
Coding region: 123-2927 (934 amino acids)
Biological process (GO): GPI anchor biosynthetic process
Cellular component (GO): endoplasmic reticulum membrane
Source: RefSeq, a predicted model, not a curated record